Molecule: messenger RNA, 617 nt
Organism: Chrysoperla carnea
Lineage: Eukaryota; Metazoa; Arthropoda; Insecta; Neuroptera; Chrysopidae
Product: PAT complex subunit Asterix
Exons: 3
Coding region: 196-534 (112 amino acids)
Biological process (GO): protein insertion into ER membrane
Cellular component (GO): endoplasmic reticulum membrane
Molecular function (GO): protein folding chaperone
Source: RefSeq, a predicted model, not a curated record
GUUUUUUAAUCGAUAUGAAAGCAUGAUGAAUGCACCCUUUAUUUAUAUUAAUUAAUCCAGAAGGGCACGUAUGUUCAACAUUUUAUCUUUACUGAAAAAUUUAUAAGAAAUUAAAAAGUAGAAAAUCAAGAGAUUGCAAAAUUAUUCAGAUUGAUAUUUUUUUGAAAAUUUUUUAUUAAAUUUGAUUAGUCAAAAAUGUCAUCACCAUUGGGUCAUUCCGAUCCACGAAGACCUGAUAAAGCUCAAAGAUAUAAACCUUCAAAUGGAAACACAACAGGCAGUUCAGAAGAUUUGACUCCAGACUAUAUGAAUAUAUUAGGAAUGAUUUUCAGUAUGUGUGGUUUGAUGUUACGUUUAAAAUGGUGUGCAUGGGUUGCAUUAUACUGUUCGUGCAUUAGUUUUGCAAAUUCACGCCUGUCAGAUGAUACCAAACAAAUAUUAAGCUCAUUUAUGCUGUCGGUUAGUGCUGUUGUUAUGUCAUAUUUACAAAAUCCACAUCCAAUGCCACCACCAUGGGUUAGUGCUUUACAAUAAUGAUAAAAAAUUUCAUUGUUGUGUUCAGAAUUAAAAAAAAUUGUUUCAUUUGUUUUAAAUAUAUUAUUUAUUAAACAUUAAAA